Messenger RNA from Suillus paluster, 623 nucleotides. RefSeq lists its product as uncharacterized. The transcript has 7 exons. The record is from RefSeq and is a predicted model, not a curated record. The coding region runs from base 122 to 538 and encodes 138 amino acids. Lineage: Eukaryota; Fungi; Basidiomycota; Agaricomycetes; Boletales; Suillaceae.
UGAGUGCUUCAGAGGGCUUCUGCCCGAAACGAUUCCCACGUUGUGUCCGGAGGUUUGAUAUAAGAAGGUGCACGAUAUGUUAUUCCUUGCGCUCAAAAUCCAUUUUCUGCCUCUCGAAUGAAUGGACAAGAUGGUGUAUUCGGCUGACGAUAUUGCAGCAGCGAGGAGCUUGCAGACACACACGAUGCGUCUCUUUCUUGUCAGUUCGACAGCCAUUAGUAAUAGUGUACCAUCCAUGCGCUGCCAGUAUCUAUACACUUCGAUGGCAACAUUCUGGACCUACGAUUACGUUUGUUCGCUUCAUCAGGAGUGGAUGUUCCUGCUUCUGUCACGCUGGUCCAGAGUAAAAGGCUUUUAUGUUGCUGCACGAUACGUGCCUUUUCUCCUCUUCACCGCGAAUCUAUAUCUGAACUUCAUCCCGAACAAGAGCACAGAUGAAUGCCAGACAUUGAACACUGCUUGUGCAUGUUUCAGCAUGAUAUCAGCCGUUAGCUCUGAAUGUAUCUCUUCUUCCUCCGCGACAUAUCUGCGUUUCUGAUCCCAUUCAUUCAAUCUUUUUCGUCCUCAGAACAUGUGCACUAUGAAGCAACAAUAAAUUCGUAGUAGUACCCACGCUAACAGCC